UAUUUCAGAAGGUACAAAGAUGGCAGAGCCGCAGUUCAUCAAAGUCCACUUGGCCCACAGAGAUUUUACCGGACGACCUCAUCGUUCUUCCUCUUUCAGAAAUGAUAUAGAUCCCAUGAGCUCACUUAUAUGGAGGCCUCUUCUCUUCGUUUUGGCUCCAAAAUCAUCACUCUCCAUGACGAACCUCACCUCAUCUAUCCCUUCCGUCCCCAAAACGCGCCUAAGAGGCGUCGUUUUCGACAUGGACGGGACCCUAACCGUGCCGGUAAUUGACUUUGCCGCAAUGUACAAGGCAGUCCUCGGGGAAGAAGAGUAUUGGAGAGUUAAAUCAGAGAAUCCAUCUGGAAUCGAUAUUCUGCACCACAUUGAAGCCUGGGCUCCUGAUAAACAGCAAAAGGCAUACCAGAUUAUCGCCGAUUUUGAGCGCCAAGGGCUUGAUCGCCUCCAAAUCAUGCCCGGUGCAGCAGAACUUUGUGGGUUUCUUGAUUCAAGGAAAAUCAGAAGGGGUUUAAUCACUCGGAAUGUCAGGGAAGCGGUUGAUAUUUUUCAUGAACGUUUUGGGGUAGUGUUUUCACCAGCAUUGAGCAGGGAGUUUCGUCCUUAUAAACCAGAUCCAGCUCCUUUACUGCAUAUAUGUUCAUCUUGGGGGGUUCAACCUAAUCAAGUGAUGAUGAUUGGUGAUAGCCUUAAAGAUGAUGUGGUUUGUGGAAAUGGAGCAGGGGCAUUCACAUGCUUGCUUGAUUUAGAAGGGAGAUAUGGCCCUGCUGAUUAUACAAACCUGGGUCUGGAGCCACAUUUCAAGGUGUCGUCGCUAAUGGAUGUCCAGUCGUUGCUGCACACUAAUUUUCAUCUGGAUCCAUGACCUUCCCUCGAAACAAAAGCUUCAUACAUUCAAGAGCAGCUUCCCUCAAGGACACAAGACUCUUAGACUUAUAGGACGAAGUUCAACUUGGCUCGGUCCAGGAUUUCAAGAAUUCAAGAAAUCAUUAGAAAUGAAGAAAUGAGGUGUUGUAUAAUGAGUUAAUGAGAUAGGUUCAAUUGCAGGACUGGGAUUUUCAUUAUAUCUGCAAAUGACAGGAUGAUGGAAAUCCAAUUUGAAUCAAACCGGGUAAGUAAAACAUGAUCUAAUGUUGUGAUUAUGGUAUUUUCCAUACAUACAAUCUCAUUAAAGUAUUUCUCUAAGUGGGUGUAUCGAAAGUAAUAAGAUAUUGGGAACCCAUAGGCAA
Molecule: messenger RNA, 1226 nt
Organism: Carica papaya (papaya)
Lineage: Eukaryota; Viridiplantae; Streptophyta; Magnoliopsida; Brassicales; Caricaceae
Product: Haloacid dehalogenase-like hydrolase (HAD) superfamily protein
Cellular component (GO): chloroplast
Source: RefSeq, a predicted model, not a curated record